Messenger RNA from Staurois parvus, 341 nucleotides. The record is from the annotation of a GenBank genome assembly. NCBI's taxonomy places the organism in Eukaryota, Metazoa, Chordata, Amphibia, Anura, Ranidae.
UCAUGCUGCUGCCAGGUCCAGAGUGUCUCAUGGGUCCCUGUACGGCCUCCCAUUGCUGCUGUCUCCAUCGCCACACUCUGCCAUGUGCCACUUUCAGGUCUCCUCACACUGCUGGUGUGUUCCAUUUUGUCAUAGGGUGCUGGCAGAUUACGGGCCUCCCAUUUGCUGCUGCCAGGCCUGUAAUCUGCCAUGGGCCCCUGUACCGCCUCCUCAUGCUGCUGCCAGGUCCACAGUGUCUCAUGGGUCCCUGUACGGCCUCCCAUUGCUGCUGUCUCCAUCGCCACACUCUGCCAUGUGCCACUUUCAGGUCUCCUCACACUGCUGGUGUGUUUCCAUUUUUU